This is a messenger RNA of Tinamus guttatus (white-throated tinamou), 1298 nucleotides long. RefSeq names its product potassium channel tetramerization domain containing 16 (gene KCTD16). Gene Ontology annotation, cellular component: postsynaptic membrane; presynaptic membrane; signaling receptor complex. Gene Ontology annotation, molecular function: protein binding. Gene Ontology annotation, biological process: regulation of G protein-coupled receptor signaling pathway; protein homooligomerization. The record is from RefSeq and is a predicted model, not a curated record. Lineage: Eukaryota; Metazoa; Chordata; Aves; Tinamiformes; Tinamidae.
AGUACCAUGGCUCUAAGUGGCAAUUGCAGGACUUACCUCCCCGCGAGAGAGCAGGGCCCGGGCGCGCUCUGCUUCCCGGAGGUGGUGGAGCUCAACGUGGGCGGCCAGGUCUACUUCACUCGCCACUCCACCUUGGUGGGCACCCCCCACUCCCUGCUCUGGAAAAUGUUCACCCCAAAGAGAGACACAGCCAACGACCUGGCCAAGGACUCCAAGGGAAGGUUCUUCAUCGACAGAGAUGGUUUCCUUUUUCGCUAUAUCCUAGACUAUCUCAGGGACAAGCAAGUGGUUCUGCCUGACCACUUCCCGGAGAAGGGGAGACUCAAGAGGGAGGCUGAGUAUUUCCAGCUCCCGGACUUGGUCAAACUCUUGACUCCUGAUGACAUCAAGCAAAGCCCAGAUGAUUAUUGCCACAGUGACUAUGAAGAGGUCUCCCAAAGUAGUGACAUGAGGAUCUGCCCGCCCUCCUCGCUCCUGCCGUCAGAUCGCAAGUGGGGCUUCAUCACCAUCGGCUACCGCGGGUCGUGCACGAUUGGCAGGGAGAGUCAAGCAGACGCCAAAUUCAGGAGGGUCCCAAGGAUUUUGGUUUGUGGAAGGAUUGCGCUAGUCAAAGAGGUCUUUGGAGAAAGUUUGAAUGAGAGCAGGGACCCAGACCGGGCUCCGGAAAGGUACACCUCCAGGUUUUAUCUCAAGUUCAAGCACCUGGAGAGGGCGUUCGACAUGUUGUCUGAGUGUGGAUUCCACAUGGUGGCCUGUAACUCCUCGGUGACGGCUUCCUUCAUCAAUCAGUACACAGACGAUAAGGUCUGGUCCAGCUACACUGAAUAUGUCUUCUACCGUGAGCCCUCCCGUUGGGCGUCCUCGCACUGCGACUGCUGCUGCAAGAAUGGCAAGGGGGACAAGGAGGGUGAGAGCGGCACGUCGUGCAACGAGCUCUCCACGUCAAGCUGCGACAGCCAGUCGGAGGCCAGCUCCCCCCAGGAGACCGUCAUUUGCGGCCCUGUCACCCGCCAGCCCAACAUACAGACUCUGGACCGGCCGCCCAAGAAGGGCCCCGUGCAGCUGCUGCAGCAGUCCGAGAUCCGCAGGAAGAGCGACCUGCUCCGAACUCUCACCUCGGGCUCCCGGGAGUCCAACUCCAGCAAGAAGAAGGCAGUGAAGGAAAAGCUUUCCAUUGAGGAGGAGCUGGAGAAAUGCAUCCAGGAUUUCCUCAAAAUCAAAAUCCCAGACAGGUUUCCAGAAAGGAAGCAUCCCUGGCAAUCUGAACUGCUGCGGAAGUACCAUCUAUAGGAGAGGGU